Molecule: messenger RNA, 936 nt
Organism: Hipposideros armiger (great roundleaf bat)
Lineage: Eukaryota; Metazoa; Chordata; Mammalia; Chiroptera; Hipposideridae
Gene: MBIP
Product: MAP3K12 binding inhibitory protein 1
Exons: 5
Coding region: 94-414 (106 amino acids)
Source: RefSeq, a predicted model, not a curated record
AAAAGUCACGUAAAAGUUUCUAGAGUUGUGAAUACAUAUGGACCACAGACUAGACCUGAAGGAAUUCAAGGGUCAGGUCAUAAAGCGAACAGCAUGCUCCGAGAUUGUGGUAACCAGGCCGUGGAAGAACGACUACAAAAUAUUGAGGCUCACUUGCGACUGCAGACAGGUGGUCCAGUGCCAAGAGACAUUUAUCAGAGAAUUAAAAAACUUGAGGAUAAAAUUCUUGAAUUGGAAGGCCUCUCUCCUGAGUAUUUUCAAUCUGUAAACUUUUCUGGAAAAAGAAGAAAAAUUCAACCACCUCAACAGAACUAUUCACUAGCUGAACUUGAUGAGAAAAUCAGUGCUCUCAGGCAAGCCCUGCUCCAAAAAUCAAGAGAAGCAGAAUCCAUGGCAACUCACCACCUCCCAUGAGAAACUCCUCUCCUCCUUGUCAUUUUCCUUUUUGUGUGUACAUGUGUGUACCUUACGCUGCAGUUCAUUAAAUGGAUAUAUAGUUAUCAACGUAGAUUUCCCUCCGAGGUCAAAGUUUCUUUUCACGUGAGCCUAGCUUGCAGCAAGUAAUCUUCAGAUAGUCAUGCCAGUGAAUUUCAAAAUAGUUAAUGCAUCGAAAAUAGCAUUGUCAGAAUUUAUUUCCUUCUGUUUUAAAGGAGGUAUUUUGGAAAUUAAAGAACUUGAAAGUGCAUCUUUGUGUGUGUGUGUGUGUGUGUGUGUGUGUGUGUGUGUAAGUGUGUAACAGAAAGGAAGAUUUGUUUUGAAUAGUGAUAUUUAAAAGGACUUUAUAUUUGUUACAAUGUUGUUAACCAGUUUAUUAGUUUAAAUCAGUACUCUGUACUUAAUAGGCGUUCAACAAAAAUUUAUUGACAAAUGAAUGCAUAUACUUUUUUCAAAUGUCAAUUUUAAUGUAAAUAAACACAUUCCACCUUUAUACCCUUA